AUGGCCGCUCGUCGUUUCGUCUUAACGGCCUUUGUAUUGCUACUCGGCGCAGCGUUCGCAUUACACAUAUCUCUGGUUGCUGGGGCCGAAGCGGCAGAUCGCGGCAAUGUCGAGACAUGCACGGCAGCUUCCGACACGGCAGGAGCAGAGGCCAAAACAUGCGCCAAUGUCGCUGCCGCAGAAAGCGCCGAUUCCACCGCUUCUAACGCUUCCGCAGAUUCCGCUGAUUCUGCUGUCGAGGAUGGCGGGAACCCGUCGCUAACGCUGCGCCUCGACAUGGCAAGCGGCGGCGGCGGCGAUGAAGGCGAGCGGCGCGUGAUCCAGCUGUCGUCGUGGCGGCCGCGCGCGUAUCUGUUCAAACGGUUCCUGUCGGAGGAGGAGUGCGACCACAUCGUCGCACAGGCGACGCCUCGCUUGCAGCGAUCAUCGGUGGUGGACGGUGUGGAUGGGCACGUGUCGGUAUCGACGGUGCGCACGAGCAGCGGCAUGUUCAUGGAGAAGGGCGAGGAUGACGUCAUCGCGCGCAUCGAGCAGCGCAUCGCCGUCUGGACGUUCCUGCCGCUCGCCAACCAGGAGUCGCUGCAGGUGCUACGGUACGGCGUGGGGCAGAAGUACGACCCCCACCACGACUACUUUGACGACCCGCUGCACAAGCAGAGGGGAGGCCACCGCUACGCGACAGUGCUCAUGUACCUUAACAACGUCACCAAGGGAGGAGAAACGACCUUCCCAACGAGCAAGGACCCCACUCCCAAGGACGACUCGUGGUCCGACUGUGCUAAAGGCGUGCUGGGAGUGAAGCCCAUCAAGGGCGACGCUCUGCUCUUCUUCAACCUGCUGCCGGAUGGGACUCCGGAUGAGAGCAGUCUGCACCACGCGUGCCCCGUGUUGGAGGGGGAGAAGUGGUCGGCACCCAAAUGGAUCCAUGUGGGGAGUUUUGAUGAAGAGCCUGCUGCUGCCUCAGGCUGUGUGGACAGCAACGCCUUCUGUGAGGCGUGGGCGGAAACAGGCGAGUGCGAGCGCAACAAGGAGUACAUGAUUGGCACACCCGGAGCGCCAGGUGCUUGCAGGAAGGCCUGCAACGUGUGCACUGCUGACAGUGACGAUGCUGCUGGGGAUGCGGAUGAUGGUGGUGAUGGGGUUGGUGCUGAUGGUGCAGCGGCAGAGGAAGCAGGGGAAGCAGAGGCAGGAACGGCUGCUGCUUGA
Messenger RNA from Closterium sp. Naga37s-1, 1206 nucleotides. Lineage: Eukaryota; Viridiplantae; Streptophyta; Zygnematophyceae; Desmidiales; Closteriaceae. The record is from the annotation of a GenBank genome assembly.